Messenger RNA from Cicer arietinum (chickpea), 2697 nucleotides. RefSeq names its product protein HAIKU1-like. Lineage: Eukaryota; Viridiplantae; Streptophyta; Magnoliopsida; Fabales; Fabaceae. The record is from RefSeq and is a predicted model, not a curated record.
UGACCACUUCCAUUACUCGGUGUUUUCUCUUAUUUUCUUUCUCCACCGUUAUUAGGGUUUUCUACACUUCUUCGUUUUUCCCUCUUUCACACUUUCCACCAAGAUCCACUUGGACUUUUUUUCACACCCUUUUCUGUUAAAAGUCUUACUUUCUAUAAAGUCUUAUUUUUUCACCACAAACCCUUUUUUUUAGGGUUUUUUUCGUUCCGUUUACUCCAUUUCUCUUUCCCUUUCGCGUGUUUGAACUCGUUGAGUUUUAAUUCUUAUCGUAUAAUUGGGUCAGCUUUGUGUUCAAGUUUGAAUUUUCAAUCUGAUCCAGUUACGUUCGUGCUAAAUUAUCUGGAGCUGGUUCUUCAAUCUGUGAGUUCUUGUGUAUUUUGGGUGAAGUUCGAUAAAAGGGUAUGUUUUCUGCUUCUUAUUUCGGUUCUAGGGUUAAUUUUGUGCUGUUGGUGGAAUUGAAUUGCUUGUUGUCUGUAUUUGUGAUAAAGGGUCGCUGUUGAAUUGAGAUUUAAAUCUGGGAUUUUUGGAUGUUGGUUGCUAGUUUAUAAUUUGGUUGACUUCAAAAAAAUGCUUAGAUUAUUGCUCAAGAUUGGGUUUUUGAAGUAGUUAUUGUAUUAAAAUUGUUGAAGCAUAAAGGGUUAUUUAAGUUGAUUUAUGAGAGUAAAGGUGUUUCAGUUUGGAUUUUGAAGUUUUGGUUUGUUGUUGGAAGCUUGUGUCAAUUGUUUUGGUUUGCUGAAAGAGGAAAAAGUGGUGAUUUUUUCAUUGGAGCAAGUGUUGUUUUUGGAAAUGGAUAACUCCAAAAACAGAAAUAAUGAUAGUUUGGGUGUUAACAAGUUGGGUAAGAAUAUAAGGAAGAGCCCUUUACAUCAACCCAAUUUCGGCAACAAUGCUGCUAGACAACAGCCUCAGCCUCAGGUUUACAAUAUAAGCAAGAACGAUUUUCGGGAUAUUGUUCAGCAGCUUACUGGAUCACCUUCACAGGAUCCUCCACCUCGGCCUCCACAUAAUCCGCCAAAACCGCAGAGCAUGCGUUUGCAGAAGAUUAGACCUCCCCCGCUAUCGCCCAUCAAUCGACCUCGCUUGCCCCCACCCAUGCCAAUGCCUGUGGCCCCUCCUCAGGUUCCUUACAAUAAUGCCUUACCUAGACCUGGUCAUUUUGGACAACCAUCUCCAACUCCUUUGCAGCCAUCACCUUCUGGAGAUUUGUGGGCCAAUACAACUGAGUCACCAAUCUCUGCUUAUAUGCGUUAUCUUCAAAAUUCUAUGAUGGAUCCAGGUUCGAGGGGUAAUCAAUUUCAGCCUCAACCACAUCCAUACCCUCAACCCCAAGUACAGGGCAAUUAUCAGCCACAACCACCUUCAUCUGCUUUGCUUCCUAAUCCUUCCAUACCCCCGAUCCCUUCUCCGAGAUUUAAUGGUCCUAUGCCACCAAUGAAUGCCACUAAUCAUCCAGUGUCUAGUAUUCCAUCACCACACGGUAAUGGCCCUCCACUUUUACCCUCUCCAACCUCUCAAUUUCUUAUGCCUUCUCCAACUGGUUACAUGAAUUUGCUGUCCCCCCGGUCACCUUAUCCACUACUGUCACCUGGCUUUCAAUUUCCAUCACCAUUUACACCUAAUUUUCCUUUCUCACCCAUGGCACAAUCAGGGAUUCUAGGUCCUGGCCCUCAACCACCACCUUCUCCCGGCCUUAUGUUUCCAUUAUCUCCUUCAAGUUUUUUCACCAUGCCAAGUCCUAGGUGGAGAGAUCAAUAGUCUUCUCAAUUUGUGCUUACAUGUUUGAUUGGGGGUGCUUCCUUCUAACUGGACAGAUCUUAGUCUUGUUCAUUGGCAUGUAAUGUACAAAAAAGUUGUAAGGUUUUUUUUUGUGGCUAUUUGUAGUGUUCAUUUCCCAUUUCUUUGUUUCUUUUUUAUUUGAGAACCAUAAUGGUUCCGAACCUUUUACUUUGACAAGUUUUACAUUAGGCAAUAUAUUGGAGAUCAAACAACUCAAUUGAACAGUUGGACAAAAGCUGUAAGAUGGAAGACUGAUAUGUAACUUGAAGGGAUGUAGGAUUACAGACAAUACUUGUUAUGUAGAUAUGUUGCUCCUUUGCAAACAUGUUGACCCAUGCAUGGCUGUGCUAUCUUGAAGAAUGCUAGCAACCAGUGUUGUUGAUGGCAGAUGGCGGAAGGUGCUGCCGUGGCUGGCAUUCCUUCACAAAUUGCCUAUGGCGGUUGUCCAUGGCCGCCAUUCAACAACACUGCAACUCACUCUUUUCGAUACAUUCUAGAACACUCUUUGUGAUUGGUUCAUCUCCCAAAAAGUUAAUACAUUUUUUACGAAAUGAUAAAUUUUGCAAGGCAACUAAACUGACUUUUUUUUUAAUAAAAGAAACUAAUUACAGAGUGUGUAAAAAAGAGUGUCAGAACAUUAGUCUCAGAACAUUAACCUGAAGAUUUUUAUCCAGUAGUACUACUUUAAUACUUUUGUAAUGCCUUGUAAAUGGUUUUGUUGCCAUGUGGUUUUAACUGUUAAGGGUAUUCCUUCUAUCUGAUUGUAGGGAUUAUUUACUUUGUUUUUUCACCAUCCACACCAUGCAUUCACCUAGGUCUGUAUUUGACUUUUCUGUCUUUCUCCAACUUUGCUUUUAGUCAACUCUGAUCUUAUACUUGUCAUCAGACUUCCUGUUCCCUGCCAUUGAAAAGAGUUAAAUA